Monopterus albus (swamp eel) is the source of this 3283-nucleotide messenger RNA. It is a transcript of the gene six4a, whose product is annotated as SIX homeobox 4a. Gene Ontology annotation, molecular function: RNA polymerase II cis-regulatory region sequence-specific DNA binding; DNA-binding transcription factor activity, RNA polymerase II-specific. NCBI's taxonomy places the organism in Eukaryota, Metazoa, Chordata, Actinopteri, Synbranchiformes, Synbranchidae. Gene Ontology annotation, cellular component: nucleus; transcription regulator complex. Gene Ontology annotation, biological process: regulation of transcription by RNA polymerase II. The record is from RefSeq and is a predicted model, not a curated record.
ACUCACCUUGCACAGGUGAGCUACGGGAAUCUGCAGGAAGUUAUAUGACUGACAGCUCAAAACCAAGCAUUCUUGUCUGAAUCCAGCUCGCUCCUCCCUCUUGGGGCCCUCGGCGGCCAAUAGCGUGUCUCUCCUGCAGAUAGACCCCAGUGUGUCUCCUUCCAGCCCCAGUCCCUGCAGAGUAAAAGUCACGUUGGAAAGAAAGGAGGAUCGAGAUAUCUGCUUACAGCUGCUGUCAGAUAUCCGAUCGCAUUCGCAUGGCGAGGAGGUAACCUGAUCGAGCUGGGAGGAGUGACUUUACCAGGGAAGGCUUGAACAAAAAAAUGUCUUCUUCUUCUGCCGGAGAAGUCACAACAGCGAAUGACAUCAAGAGGGAAAAUGUAAAGGAGGUGGAUAAGCGGGAGUGCAUCAAGCUUGUGGCGCUGGACGCGGCGGAAUUGUCCAUGGAGCGCACGACUCCCAACACGGACGCGGUGCGCACGGAGCUUUUGGUGAGCGCCGCUUCCUCUCUGGCUUUCUCCCCGGAGCAAGUGGCCUGUGUCUGCGAGGCUUUGCAGCAAGGAGGCAAUGUGGAUCGGCUAGCCAGGUUCCUGGCACAGAGUGACCUGCUACGCGGCAAUGAAAGCAUCUUAAAAGCCCAAGCCCUCGUUGCUUUCCACCAGGCUCGGUAUCAGGAGCUGUAUAGUAUUUUGGAGAACCACAGUUUCAGUCCGUCCAACCAUACAUUUCUGCAAGAUCUGUGGUACAAAGCCCGGUACACCGAGGCAGAGAAGGCACGGGGGAGACCCCUAGGCGCAGUGGACAAGUACCGGAUCCGGAGAAAGUACCCUCUCCCCAGGACUAUCUGGGACGGCGAGGAGACUGUGUAUUGUUUCAAGGAGAGAUCUCGAAACGCGCUGAAGGAUCUGUAUAAUCAGAACAGGUACCCAUCUCCUGCCGAGAAAAGAAAUCUCGCCAAGAUUACAGGGCUCUCCUUGACCCAGGUCAGCAACUGGUUCAAAAACAGGAGACAGAGAGACAGAAACCCGUCCGAGGCACAAUCAAAAAGUGAAUCUGAUGGAAACCACAGCACAGAGGAUGAGUCUAGUAAAGGCCAGGAGGAGCUGUCACCCCGGCCCCUCUCCAACUCUUCAGAUGGGGUGAUCACCCAUGGGGUUCAAACAGGGUCUCUGGACAGUGGAGUGGUCAUCCAGCAGAUUGGGGACAUCAAGAUGCCACCUGGAUCCACCAGUGGCAGUCUCUACAAUGGAAGCCUAGUGACCAGUAACACCUCCUCCACUGUGUUUCACAAUGGUGGCUCAUCUUACCUCCACACACCCGGAAACAUCCUUUUUAACGGGUUCAAUUUAGGCAUCCAGCCACUGGCUUUCAGCCCUCUGAGACCUGCUGGAGGGGUAUUGCUGGGGGGCUCCGGAAUGGACAUGCAGAUGCAGACAGGGCAGGAGAAGGGACUGGGCAGUUCUGUGGAGGACUCGAGCCUGCAGUACAACUCCUACUCUGGCUGUGUGAAUGGAGCCGAUGUGAAGCUGGAGGGAGUCAACACCAUGGCUGCCCAGAACGGGGGUUCAUCUGUGCUGACGUUCAGCUCCUCAUCAGGUCCGCUGCAGUUGGGUGGCUACAGUCUGGUUCAGGUAUCAAGUGGAGUCUCUGACGGUGAUGGUAGCUCAUUACUCAACAAUGAUGUAGGCCUUCCUCCCCUGCAGCUCUCCUCUGCCUCAACAAUCACACAACAAGGUAGCAUGCCUCUGAACAAUGUAGCAGUGAGCUCCUCCAGUGACGACUCAUUCCAGCAGCAGGACAAGCUGAACAUGACGUCUCUGCACCACAACACAGUCCUCUACAGCAUGAGCAACUCUGGCCAGCCGUGCAUCAAGAAGGAACCUCUGGAAGGAGGUGUCUACUCCUCAUAUCACCAUGGGCUCCACCUGGACCCCAGCGGUCAGCUCAGCUACACCACCCCCGACUCAGAAGAAGUUCCCUCCAGCCAAGCUCCCACCUCAACCACUGAAGCCACAGCUGUCAGCUCAUCCAGCCCUGAGCCGGAGGUCUACACCACCCUCACUGUCAGCACGCCCCUGAUGGCUCAAACAGACCCGAGCAGCCACCAGCUUCAGCCCACAGAGUACCUCAGAAGCCCUGAGGUCCAGGGACACCUUUUAGGCCCCGGCAUGAACAGGGACUACAUGAACCUUUCAGAAAACAAGGUGGAGGGCUCUGGCUCAGGAGGCAUGAAUGAGAUGGUGCAGGCAAUAUGUGGAGAGAUGGAGGGGAAGGAGCUAGCCAAACUACAGACAGUGCAGAUGGAUGAGGACAUGGCUGACCUUUAACCUUCCUCACAUAAGUACUCAUGUCUGUCCAAGCAGUGACGUGGUGAAUCUUAUGUUUGUGUGUGCGUGUGUGUGUUUUUUUUUAAUCAUUUAUUUCCUUUAAAUGUUAAAUUAUUUGUGUUCAUUUGACUUUUACAGUGCACUCAAUUCAGAAAGAAGCCCUGCAGGUGUUACAAUCAGUUUAUCAUAAAAACAGAACACGUGAUGUUUUAAAAGUCCAAUUUGUAAGACGAAACAUUAUGGCUGUUACAUGCUAACAGCUACUGUAUGUGUUUGAGCCACGUUUAAAUGUGCAUUUUUAUAGACAACACCUGCUACUUCCUGUUGAGUGGAUUUGAUCUGCUGAAGCAGGUGCUGUAAUUCUUGGAGUCACAUGACCGGGAUGUUCCUCCAAACUAAAUGUGUCAUCUCGGUCAAACCAAAAAGGUCAUUCAGGAGGAGGGGGGGGAGAAAGAGAGGGUCUCUGUGAAAAUGAUCAGUAAAACAGCAACAGCUUUACUGAAGGACUGCACAGACAUACAGAAAAUCAUAGUUGUUUUUUUUUUUUGACACAGAAUGUUGCAGAUUUAGGGAAAAGUGUCCUUCGGUAAGCACCUUAAAUUCUCUGAAUGCCCUUCAGGUCACUGCAAAAUCCUACCUUUUUGGUUUAUAUCAUACCAAAUAAACUAGGAGCGUUGACUAUGGUACUAGAAUUAAGACGAACAUGCCUUUCUGGUCUAUUUUGGCAUUUGCACUACUACAACGACAUUACAAUGUCUAUGUUUUAAACAGCCUUCAUGUUGGAGGCACAAAAUGCACCACACCACACAAAAUGCAUAUCACUUCAGCAGGGAUUUGAAGCCUCAUCAUCAACCUGUCAGACCAAGAUAUGAAAGACGAGCUAAAGGUCGCACUAUCAUUUCACCUACUGUCCAUUAUCUGUUGUUUCUAAUGCCACAACUCGUAUGUUAACUAGG